CAAUAGUUAAUGAUCAAGGGAUAACAUUGAACCAACCUUGCGCCGAUCCUCCACUAACGUUUCACCUAAAUGGGGCCGAUCCUAUCAGUCAAUGAUAACCGGAGAUUCCCCAACGUCCAACAUUCCUACGGAGUCACCUUCUUUCCCCCACCACCCUUCAUAUUUGUACAACACAACUAAAAUCGAUGGUUACCAACGGAGUGCUCCGUGCUCCGUACUCCGUACACCGCAGCCAGCACCAAGGGCACCACCGACCCCCAACACAUCCCACACCACACCACAUCGCAGCCGUAGUAGGCCGUAGUACGUACGUACUCCGCCCCUUCCUUCUCCCACUACGAAAGCAAAGGACCAAAUGACCAUCUAAACCCUGGAUGAACCCACCUCACAAACCCUCCUUACUACAGAGUACAUACAUUCA
Aspergillus sclerotioniger CBS 115572 is the source of this 421-nucleotide messenger RNA. RefSeq lists its product as uncharacterized. The transcript has 2 exons. Bases 92 to 304 code for a protein of 70 amino acids. NCBI's taxonomy places the organism in Eukaryota, Fungi, Ascomycota, Eurotiomycetes, Eurotiales, Aspergillaceae. The record is from RefSeq and is a predicted model, not a curated record.